AUGGAGGGAAAACCCAUGUUUCUCCAUGGAACUCUUGAAGCUACAAUCUGCCAUGCCACCCCUUACAAACCAUCCCUGCGAUUCCGGUGCAUAGCAAAGGCAAGGCCGGCUUAUGUAACAAUCAAGAUUGGUAACAAAAAGGUAGCAGAAACAACUCAUGAACAAGAUCGUAUCUGGAACCAGACAUUCCAGAUUCUUUGUGCUCAUUCAUGCAACUCAAUCAUCACCAUUACCCUCAAGACAAGGCGAAAAACAUUGGGAAAAAUCAAAAUUCAGGCUGAUCAGCUUCUGAAUGGAACAAGUUUGAUCAACGGUUUCUUUCCGCUUUCCAGGGAAAAUGGUAAGGCAAAUAAGAAACUUAAGUUACAGUACAUCUUGUGGUUCAAACCAGCAGAAUAUGAGCCAAGUUGGGAGAAAGUACUGGCCAGUGACACAUUCCAGGGUCUCAAGAAUGCUACAUUCCCUCAAAGAUCAAAUUGUGAUGUGAAGCUAUAUCAAGAUGCUCAUCAAAGUGCUACAUUUCUACCACCAUUUUCGGUUUCCCAGACGCCUAAGAAACUGUGGGAGGAUGUGUACAAAGCCAUUGAAGGUGCAAAGCAUUUGAUUUACAUUGCAGGAUGGUCUUUUAAUCCUAGGAUUGUACUGGUUCGAGAUCCGAAUACUGACAUUCCACACGCCAGGGGUGUGAAGCUUGGCGACCUGUUGAAGCGCAAAGCGGAGGAAGGAGUUGCAGUAAGGCUUUUGAUCUGGAACGACGAAACAUCCUUACCAGGAAUUAAGAAUCAAGGGAUGAUGAGAACACACGAUGAAGAUUGCUCAGCGUAUUUUAAACACACCAAAGUAGUCUGCAAACUAUGUCCAAGAUUGCACGACAAAUUUCCUACGGCCUUCUCACAUCAUCAGAAAACUAUAACUGUGGACACUCGGGUGCAGCAAACUUUAAGUGGCCGAGAAAUCAUGAGCUUCCUUGGCGGUUUGGAUCUCUGUGAUGGGCGAUAUGACACACAAGAUCACUCACUCUUUCAAACACUAAAUACUGAAUCACAUUGCUUUGAUUUCUAUCAAACAAGCAUAUCUGGGGCUAGCCUCCAUAAAGGAGGGCCAAGAGAGCCAUGGCAUGAUACCCAUGCUUGCAUCACAGGGCAAGCUGCUUGGGAUGUUCUAACCAAUUUUGAGCAAAGAUGGUCAAAACAGUUUGAUCCAUCUCUAUUAGUCCCCAUUAGCACCAUUUCGGAACUUUCGCAGCAGCAUCAUACCAGCAUUUCCUCAUCCAGGGAUUGGAAUGUUCAGGUUUUUCGAUCAGUAGACCAUGUUUCAGUAACCACUUUGCCAAAGAACACUUCCACUGAGCAAAGCAUCCACGAAGCUUAUGUACAAGCAAUAAGGCGGGCAGACAAAUUCAUAUACAUCGAAAAUCAAUACUUCAUUGGGGGAUGUCACAUGUGGGAGGAAAAUCAACACAGCGGCUGCAGAAAUAUAAUUCCAAUUGAGAUUGCACUAAAAGUUGCAAGUAAAAUAAGGGCCAAAGAGCGUUUUGCAGUGUAUAUAGUAAUACCAAUGUGGCCAGAGGGUGUUCCGGAGAGUGAAGCAGUUCAUGAUAUUUUACACUGGCUAAGGGAAACAAUGAAGAUGAUGUACAGGUUGAUAGGCGAAGCAAUAAAAGAAAGCGGUGAUCCAGGGCAUCCAAGAGAUUACCUGAACUUCUUCUGCCUUGCUAACAGGGAAAAAGAAGUCCAAGGAGAAUUUGUUCCUCCGUAUUCCCCUCAUCCCGGAACAGAUUAUUGGAACUCACAAAAACAUCGAAGGUUCAUGAUUUACGUGCAUUCCAAGCUUAUGAUAGUCGACGAUGCGUACCUGUUAAUAGGAUCUGCAAAUGUGAACCAAAGAUCCAUGGAUGGAAAACGAGACACGGAGAUUGCAAUAGGAUGCUUUCAGUCCAAAAGGGGUGAAGAACGGACAGACCGCGAAGAAAUUCAUGCAUUCAGGAUGUCAUUGUGGUAUGAACACACAGGAAAAGUAGAAGCUGUAUUCAAUGACCCUCAUUCGCUAGAAUGUGUGGACAAAUUCAGAUCAACUGGAGACAAAAUGUGGGAAAUUUACUGUGGGGAAGAAGUAGCGGACAUGAAAGGUGGGCACUUGGUCACUUACCCUAUAAGCAUAAGCCCUGAAGGUCAUGUCCAGGACAUUGCAGAUGGCAAUGGUCAUUUUCCAGAUACAAGAACACCAGUUAAGGGCAAAAGAACAAAAGUUCUUGCUCCGAUAUUCACUACAUAA
Molecule: messenger RNA, 2274 nt
Organism: Oldenlandia corymbosa var. corymbosa
Lineage: Eukaryota; Viridiplantae; Streptophyta; Magnoliopsida; Gentianales; Rubiaceae
Source: the annotation of a GenBank genome assembly